CAUUUCAGUUGUGAACGCAACAAGUUUUCGAAAAAUGUUGGCACAGGAAAUAUGUUCAAUUUUGUUGCUUUCCAUUGUGGCAACAAUUUCCGCCCAGUCCCGCAUUUUGGGCGGAGAAGAGAUAACCGUUGACAAGGCACCCUACGUUGUUCAGUUACACCACAAGAGAGAUGGCUUCUUUUGUGGGGGAGCAUUAGUUGCACCUCGUUAUGUGGUGACUGCAGCCCAUUGCCUGGAGGGUUAUCAAUUGACCGAUAUUCGGGUGGUGGCUGGUGCGACAUCUCUCGGUGAUGAGGGAGUUCAGAGUCGUGUGGAAGAUGGCUUUAUGCCUGCGGAAUAUGAUGUGGAUACUGUGGACAUGGAUGUGGCAGUUCUAAAAUUGGCGGAAGAAUUAAGGGGAGGUGUUGUUAAAACAAUCGGCCUAUGUAGUGAACCUUUGGAACCCGGCAAUCUUUUACAAAUUUCCGGCUGGGGACGUGUUACCGAAAAUGGAGAUCUGUCAAAGAAUUUGCGUACAGUACGUGUACCUCUGCUACCUCGGGAGGAGUGUGUUUUGCGCUACAAGCGUCUCGGAGAAAAUCUUACCAAAUCCAUGAUGUGUGCCUACAUUGAGAAUAAAGAUGCUUGUACUUCCGAUUCGGGUGGACCUGCAGUAUUUGGUGGCGAACUAUGUGGCAUUGUGUCGUGGAGUUUUGGUUGCGGUCAUCGUCGGGCUCCGGGGAUUUAUACUGAUAUCAAUGAAGUGAAGUGGUUCAUUGAACAGGUUAUGGAAUCUUAGAAGCGGAAAAGGAAAGGAGAAGUUUUAAAUAAAUAAUGGAAUGUAACAAUAA
This is a messenger RNA of Musca domestica (house fly), 830 nucleotides long. Its product is annotated as trypsin alpha-3-like. Gene Ontology annotation, molecular function: serine-type endopeptidase activity. Gene Ontology annotation, biological process: proteolysis. The record is from RefSeq and is a predicted model, not a curated record. Lineage: Eukaryota; Metazoa; Arthropoda; Insecta; Diptera; Muscidae. Bases 35 to 778 code for a protein of 247 amino acids. The transcript has a single exon.